AUGGCAUCUCAACACUCGCGGAGAUCGCGCGAGUCGACUCGCCCCGAAAUGUCGAUCGGCCGCUAUACCCGGCUCGACGAGAUCGGGCGAGGGAGCUUUGCUACCGUCUACCAGGGGGUGCAUACGAAAUCCCGCACCUACGUAGCCAUCAAGUCGGUCAACCUGUCAAAGCUCAACAAGAAGUUGAAGGACAACCUCUCCUCCGAGAUCGAUAUCCUGAAGGGCCUCCAUCAUCCGCAUAUCGUGGCGCUCAUCGACUGCCAUGAAUCCACAUCCCACAUUCAUCUGGUCAUGGAAUACUGUGCUUUGGGGGACCUGUCACUGUUCAUUAAACGACGAGAGACCCUUGCCAACCAUCGAUAUACGCGGGACAUGAUUGCCAAAUACCCAAAUCCUCGCGGUGGAGCGCUGAAUGAAGUUGUCGUGCGACACUUCCUUAAGCAACUUUCAAGCGCGCUGCAUUUCCUCCGAGACCGCAACCUUAUCCACCGAGACAUUAAACCGCAAAACCUACUACUUUGCCCAUCCCCUUCAUCUUACCGGUCAGGUGUGGCCCAAGUGAUUCCUUAUAAGGGCAGUGAUGAUUCAUAUGAACCCAUAACCGGUCUCGAGACACUACCGAUGCUCAAGAUUGCGGACUUUGGGUUCGCUCGAUCCCUUCCGGCCACCUCGCUGGCAGAGACCCUUUGUGGCUCUCCACUUUACAUGGCACCCGAGAUCCUUCGGUAUGAGAAAUAUGAUGCCAAGGCAGACUUGUGGUCGGUUGGCACCGUGCUCUAUGAGAUGGUGGUCGGCCGGCCUCCCUUCCGUGCCACCAACCACGUGGAACUGCUCCGGAGGAUCGAGAAAGGAGAGGACCGAAUCCGAUUUCCCGAAGACAAUCCUGCCUCGGAUGACAUUAAGAAGCUGAUACGCGGCCUUCUGAAGCGGAAUCCGGUGGAGCGAUUGAAUUUCCCUGAUUUUUUCAACAACCAUGUCAUCAAAGAUGAUAUUCCUGGUCUGGUGCCAGAUGAUCUCCCACGGAGGCCUUCUGCCGAGUUCGAUGAUGCUAGACCGACUCCGGUCGACGUGAACACGGCCAAGAACUCUCCAUACGCCGAGGAACCGGAAGAGACGCUCACAUCCCCUGCCAGGCGACCGCCGUCGACACGUCAGAAAUCAGGGACGCCACCGACUGCCGCGACUAUGCGUCAAGUUGGCAGUAGUGAUCGUCCUUCAUCUGGUACCAUCAAAGGACAGGAAACCAAUUCCCACCGGCCUGGCCCAGUUAGCCAUGCUACAGCACCUGGUCGCCAGGAACUGGUGGGCCGCCAUGCCGCCACAGCUGCGAUGGAGCGCCAGAGAUCUCGGAACACGCACACGGACGCUACACGGACGGAAGAACCGUCAGAUCCUGCCCGAGCGGAACGAGAGCAGGCUGCCCAAGACGUGGCCUUUGAGCGGGACUACGUGCUUGUGGAGAAACGUGCUGUCGAAGUGAAUGCAUUUGCAGAUGAGUUGGCACAUAGCCCCCGUAUCCAAGGCGGCUUUGGUCGCCCGGGACAAGCCGGCACUGUAUCUCGGCGCGCGACUACCCAGGGACUCCCCACAACCACAUCGACCUCUCCGCAUGCAAAUGCUACCAAGGCCAUCCAGGUUGCGUCGAAUCGUGCCCGAGCAGAUUCAAUACAUCAGCGUCAACACUCUUACGAGCGACGGUAUGGCCAGAGCCCCACGUCGGCCACAUCAGCCAUCUCGAAAGCACUCAAUAUGGCCAGUGGUCGCCUCUUUGGAAUGGGGUUUUCUCCGCCACUAGCCAUCACCAAAGGUGGCCGGUCACCCCCGCUGGCCUACAACCCAUUCCCUGCAUACCCAGCUGCCCAGGCUAGCCUCAUGAUUAUGGGCGACGGCGCUAAGACAAACGUUGCGGUCGACGAAGACUACAAGGCAGUCCAAGUCAUCGAAGAAUGUGCUACUCGCAGCGAUGUCGUUUAUGGAUUCGCCGAGGUGAAGUAUAAGCAGCUCAUUCCGUUGGCACCCUCGGCGUCCACCGACCCUUCUGCGAGACCCCCCGUCUCUAGUGCUGACACCGAUUCUACCGACCCCACUGACGACGGGUUGACUGUGGAUGCCAUCGUCACACUCUCCGAAGAGGCUUUGGUACUAUACGUGAAGGCUCUGUCCCUGUUGGCCAAGUCCAUGGACAUUGCCGGUGCCUGGUGGUCGCGCAAGAACCGUGAAGAGACGUAUGGCGACUCUUUCUCGACUAGAGGAGAGACCAGUGCGCUCGCGGGAGCCCGCAUUAACAAUAUCGUGCAGUGGGUGCGGGCUCGGUUCAAUGAGGUCUUGGAGAAGGCUGAGUUUGUACGCCUGAAACUCAUGGAAGGGCAAAAGCGUUUGCCCUCGGAUCACCCCAGCCAUCCAGAUAACCAGCCCAUCGCCUCAAGUGCUGGGUCAAGCACUUCAAUCGAUGUGGUAUUGAGCCCGGGCGUCACAGCCGAAAAGCUGAUGUAUGACCGUGCCUUGGAGAUGAGUCGGGCUGCGGCGAUCAAUGAGCUGACUGGCGAUGAUCUCGCCGGCUGUGAAAUUGCCUAUGUCACCGCCAUACGCAUGCUAGAAGCUGUGCUGGAGAAUGACGGGUCGCGAACUGACCGGCAAGAUGCCACACCCGCUGGGGAGAAGGUCGUCCUGGACGAUCUGCAGGCGGAGGAUCGGCAGGUGGUGCUGAGGUUGGUGUCGAGCAUGCGCGGUCGCCUCGCUUCUCUUCGCAAGAAACUGGCAGUGCUCGCCAAGCGAACCUCGGCGCCCACGCCGACGACGAGCAGCACAGCGCGGAUUCCGUCCUCGAACUCGGUGCCUGUUGCACUUGCGACCGGUGCCACGCCGCCGCGGUGA
Messenger RNA from Penicillium riverlandense, 2874 nucleotides. RefSeq names its product serine/threonine protein kinase ATG1 (gene atg1). Gene Ontology annotation, biological process: protein autophosphorylation; autophagy; autophagosome organization. NCBI's taxonomy places the organism in Eukaryota, Fungi, Ascomycota, Eurotiomycetes, Eurotiales, Aspergillaceae. The coding region runs from base 1 to 2874 and encodes 957 amino acids. The record is from RefSeq and is a predicted model, not a curated record. Gene Ontology annotation, cellular component: autophagosome; cytoplasm. The transcript has 3 exons. Gene Ontology annotation, molecular function: protein serine/threonine kinase activity; ATP binding.